This is a messenger RNA of Zonotrichia albicollis (white-throated sparrow), 8432 nucleotides long. It is a transcript of the gene SHOC1, whose product is annotated as shortage in chiasmata 1. Gene Ontology annotation, molecular function: ATP hydrolysis activity; single-stranded DNA binding. Lineage: Eukaryota; Metazoa; Chordata; Aves; Passeriformes; Passerellidae. Gene Ontology annotation, biological process: resolution of meiotic recombination intermediates. Gene Ontology annotation, cellular component: condensed nuclear chromosome. The record is from RefSeq and is a predicted model, not a curated record.
AUGCUGAGAAUAUCACAAAACAAGAUGUUUGCAGCUUUGAAGUAUCACUCAACAGACUAUUUAUACGAGAGCAUGGCAAGGCAGAAGUUUUCCAUCUGGAAAUUAUCCCUUUGCUUUCCUCCCUGUUUGCAUCAAGAUGAAAAGUAUCAUCUCAAUGGACUCUUUGCUGAUGAUAAGUAUAGGAAGCCAUGGACUAGAAUUGGUUCAACACAGAACAUGAUGGCUAUUUCAGUAUUGGAUCAAUGGAAGAGAAGUUUACCUGUGGAGGAUUUCCUGGAAAAGAAACCUAUCUCCUCUGUAGAGUUUCAGAGUAGUAAUGAUUUAAUAGAAGUUAUUCCAAGUUCAAAUCCUUGCUCUCAGACUGACACAGAAGAAUCUUUUUUACUUAUGAAGAAUGGUUUUAAGGAAGACUCCACCCAAGACAAAUAUUUGAAGAUCUAUUAUGCCACUGAAUUUAAAGAACCACAACAAGAUUUGUGUCUGGAAGAGGAGUUUGUUUUUAUUGACAAUCUUGAAAGUUUUCGUAAAAAAAUGCCAAAUUUAUCUAUACUUCUGAGCAGACUACAGUUUUUUUUAGUGAAAGAUCCCCUUUUGGAUUCUGAAGGACAGUUUUUAACAGCAGAGAAUAUUUUCAGAGAAUGUUUGACUUUCCAAAAUGGAAUGAAGAUGGAAGAAAGUCAAAAUGAUUUGCAGGGGAUUAAAGAGAGUUUCUGUACUGUAUCUAUAAAAGAUGAAGAGUAUUUCCUGUUGCCUGUUGAUUUAGAAUUGAGCAAACCUAAGAGUGGCAGAUCUGUGACAGUUCCAUCAUACUUGGAACUAAAGGAGGUGUUAAAUUUAGCUCCAGUCACUGUAGAUGAUGAAGACCUUUGCAAACAAGUGAUCAGAGAAGAUCUCAAAGCAGAAAUUACAUGCAAAAUAGAAAUUUCCAAGUACUGUGCCAUUCCACAAGAGAUUUGCUCCAGUAUUAGCACAAGUAUGUUGGAAUUCUGUGAGUCAGCUGAAUACAUUCCAUAUUUGAAAGAUGAAAUGGAAGUGCCUUUAACUCCUCCAUGCAGACAACAAAGAUCAUGGGUUAAUUUUCUGUGCAGAGGACUUCAAGAAGAACCUAUUUCUCUCUCUGGUAACAGUAUUUUGAUUGCAGAGCCCUCUAGGGAAUUCUUAGAAUCUUUGGUAUGGCAAUCAGAGAAGUAUCGGGAUAAUAUGAGCUCUCUUUUGCUUGUCGAGCAUCCAGCUGUUAACCUUGCACAUCAGCAUCAUUCACUGAGAGAGCUGAAGAAAAAACUGCUGCUUGAGGUUGAAGCACCAAUGCUUGGCUCACUAGAGGAGGGCUGGUGGCUUCAUAGAGUUUUAAAUCCAGCAGCUGUAGAAAUUUUGGAACAAUUCAAUAUGGAUGGAAGUAAUGCAAACAGUCUACUUCCAACAGAAGUAGAAACAUUCACACAAUUUACAACAUAUAAAUUAGAAAGAUGGCUUGAGGAGAAGAAUUGUGUGACAAACCAAGAGCUGCUUUCUGCUGAAGGACAUUCAUCAGAGAAAGUAGUUAAUCCUGACUUGUCACUGCAGAUUCAAAGGCAGAACUUUGCUGUGAGUGCUCUGUCACCUGCCAAAAUUCACAGUACAAAUACAUCUGUAGCAGAGCUUACUGGAGGAAGCAUAAGCAAGAUUAAGACAGAAGAGGCAAUUUACUUCUUAAACCAAGAAAAGAAAACCCCCGAACCAUUUGAAUCAGACAGCUGUAAAGAUGUGUCUUCUAAACUAGACAAAUCAUCCUGUAGUGGAAAGCCUGCAUCUCUUGCACUUGCUUCUAAAUGGGCCAACGAUGAUUCUGAUCUGAACAACUUCAUUAUGAUGAGAUCUAAAUAUACAGUCACCCAAAGAGAGGACAAAUAUUAUGUAGAUAGGCCUGAAAAAGGGGUACAGCCUGAAGAUCAGCAUAUCAAUAUUCUCAAAGAGGACAAUUCUUUUUGUGAGACUGUAAAAACGGAGGAAAACACCCAAGAGAAUAAAGACAGUAUCACUAUCAAUAUUCAGCCAUCAGAAAGCCAAUGCCAGGCAUACUGCCUCUUGGAAGAAGCAGCUAUUCCUGUACUAAAAGAUUUGACACACCUGGGUGUACUUGCUUCUGUUACUUGGAGCUUUGACAGUGUUAAAAUUGAUCAUACAAGGUUUUUCUUGAAACAACAAGAGAAAGUGAUAUAUGAUAAUUUUAAACAAGGUAAAGUAGACGAGAAGGAGAUCCUGCUGUUCAGACAUGCUGCUCUGGUGCACGUGCUGGUGACAGUUCGAGAUCUGCUACUAACAUGUGGCUGGGAUACAGCUCUAGGUUAUUUGUCCAAGGCAAAGGAUAUCUACAAAAACAUUUUAGAAUCCUGUUUGAAUAAUAUCUGGAGGCAGCUGAAGAUUGUACAGUACAGUAGCCAGAAAAAGCAUGAAACUCAUCCCAAAAUAACAGCACUUCAGUGUGAAAUGUUAAAUUGGAUGAAAAGUUGUGGAGAGAAACACAGUGUUAAGGUACUAAUCAUUACAAGGAUGGACUCUGAAAGAGAAAAAGAUGCCUUCAUUCAUCCAUUAUCUAGGAUAGAAGGUUUGAAAGCUGUGGAUUUGAAUUCUGAGAAAAAAGGAAGCCCUUUAAGUUGUAAAGAGAUCAUAAGCAAUCUUAGUAGAUAUUCCUGCAUUAUUGUACAUAAUCAGCAAAUUCGAGCUGACUUCCCUUGGACACACUUCUCACUAGUAAUGGAGUAUGAUUAUUCUGAAAAUUCUGGCUGGAAAAAUCUGUGCAAAAAUCUGAAUGUUACUUACAUGACUUUUAAAACGACCUUCCCUGAAACAAGACAAAUGAGGAAUCAUGGUGGUUCCUUUCUUCUGGAAGUACAGAUUCCAUAUGUAUUUCUGACAACUGAAGGUCUUCUUAAUAUGCCAGAUAUUCUUCAGCUUUUUGAAUCCAAGUACAGCAUUACCUUUGUUGAAAGAAGCAGCAGUUACUCCUUAAGGCUCUUUGGAAGUGCAGAUCAAUAUGUUGUGCUGACAGUAGAUGAAUGCACUGCUAUCUUUCUGCAGAGUGUCGAAGAACUAAAUUAUGAGGACUUCUGUGACACUGUAAUAUCAAGGCUGAUGGCAUUAUCACUCCAAUAUAUGUGCUGUUGGAUUAUUUUCUAUUCCAAAGAAAGACUGAGUUUAGAGUACAGUCUCAAGGGAAAUACUCUGCUUAAUCUUGUCUUAAUUUAUGCCACUGUAAUUGAACUUACACAGAAGUCAGAAGACUUUGAAGUGAAGGUAGUUCUUACGCCAGGGAUUGAAGAGACAGCACUGGUAAUUCGUCAGAUUGCUGACAACGUUUUGAUAGCAUCUAAUAUCAGCCCUCAUGAGUGGCUGGACAAAUCCUGGCUUUCUAUCUUACCAUCUGAGCCAGAGAAAUGCCUGCUUACUUUUCCAUGUAUUAAUCCUUUGGUUGCCCAGUUUAUGUUAAAGAAGGGAUUAUCACUGAACAGAUUAUUUCUUGCAAGCUUUGAUCAACUCCAGGAACUACUGCCACAGGCUCCAAAAAAAGUUUUAAAGCAUUUCAGUGACAUGAUAUCUUCAUACAGCCUAAAUGCUGCUGCUCUAGAAAAAACAGUGAAAGGUGCAUCACACCCAGAAAACCAGAAUAAAGUCAACACAUUGUAUCUUGAUAAUAAACAAAAUUGUCAGAUUUUAGAGCUGCUUGAUAAGGCACAAAACAGCACAGGACCAUCUCGUAUGAAUGCUGAAGCCCUAAAUCCUCCACUGAAUUAUCAUAAGGGUUUUUUAAAGUCUGAUCUUCCAAGUUGUAUGCAAAAGAAAGCGUGCUCGUCAGAUGUAAUUACAAGGAGAAAGCUGAAUUUCUUUGCUGUAUCAAAGGACAAUGAAGAUUUUGCUCAUCCAGAAGUUAAAAAUUCUCUCCAUGUUCAAAGACAGCCUUUCAGAAUGCAUAAUAGCUCUGAUCAUUCUUCCAAAGACUCUGAAAAACAGGAUUUCUUUGCAGCUUUCAGUGACUGUGCACCUCAGGAGAGCUCGAAGAGUUUUCUAGAUGAAUUUAGAGACACAACAUUUAAAAGCCCAGAAAUUCAGAUCGACCAGUCCCUGUGGAAUGAUUCUUCAUCCACAGGCCCACAUAAUUCAUUUGCUCACGAUGGUUUUCUAUCUGAUUUCUUUGAUGAUACGAAUGAGCUUCAAAAUCUGAAUUUUAGUCAAAUAGGUGAAACACCUAAAGGAAAGAGGAAAAAAAGGCCUCCAUUCUUAUGGACAAAGGAAAAAAUUAAAACAGAUUCAGGAUUUCCAGAACUGCAGGAGUUCAAAAAAAGGAAAUUGACAUAUGAAAGAGUCCCUGGAAGAAGAGAUGGACAAACACGUCUUAAAUUCUUUUCAGCAAAAUGAAGAUUUGCAUAUUACAUACUUCUUUCUUUUUCCGUUCUUUAAAGGGAAUUAAAUGAAUUAUUGUUAUUAGUUUUUAGAAAGUAAUUAGGAUUUGGAAAUACUUACUAGCUCAGGAUUCUUCUGUAUGUUUUUAAAAUGUUGCUAAACAAACUAGUUUCUUGAAGCUGGAUAAUUAUGGCUUCUCUGUUGUCAUGGGUGAUGUACAGCUACUUUAUCACUCUUUAUAUUAAAAAAAAAAAAAAAAGGAAAAAGAAAUAGAAACACGAGGGUCACUCUGGGUGAGGCACCUGUGUUUGCUGCCUGAGUUCCAAUGGGCUAGAUCUGCCAGAAUCUCAAGGCAUCUCAAGGCUUCUCAGAGUCUUAGAGAUUUCUUGCAAUUACAGCUGUGACUUUUUGCAGCUGUCCCUUGGGCUCUGUUCCACUUCUGUUCUUCUGACAGGUCCUUCAGGAACAAUAAGUUCCUGACCUCCUUUUAAUCAAAAUCAGUCUAGGAAAAAGCUCUUUUUUUUAUGGACAACAUGCUAAUAAGACUGUGUUGAAAUUUAGCAUUCUCAUAGAUUUAAUUCAGGGGACUAAGCUGUGACCCUCACCCUUUGCAUAACCUGCUGGAGGCCAUUUGUUGGCAUCCAUGCUUUCCAGCCUUCUGCAGGGCAUUGGCAAGUGGGGGCAUGAAAGGUAUCUGGGAGGCAGAUCCAGAUAUAGGGUACAACUACAAGGAGUGAAAGAUUGAAUUUUCAAAAAAAAAAUCUAUCUCAGUUGUAAUCUAAAGAACAUGAUAGAAUAGUACCCAAACCCUCACUUUCCAUCAGAAGAUCUGGCAACAAAACUGGAAAUAUGUGUGGGAGCAAUGGUAGACAGUAACUUCAGUCUGCCACAGGAAUGCAUAAAUGGUUUGCACCAGCAUGCCAGCCAGCUCCAGAAUGUCCUUCUCUGUUCAGUGGUGUUCAGCUGAGAUGAUUCAAGUUUCAAACUCACCAAUCUUCUUAAGUUUGAUGCAGUAACAGAAAUGGGGGGGGUGGUGAUGAGGGGGUGAGGUAAUAAAAGAAAACCAACCAAGUUUAAGGUUUAUGUUUGCACUUAAAUACUUACUUGACAUAAAGCCUUCAUUAAGCACAUAUUCGCUAUUUCCGUAAAUGAAGCUAGCACUUAGGGAAGAAAGAUUUGGUCUGUCAGAGAAAACAGAGUGCUGCUUUUUGACUGAAUUCUUAUAAGCUAUGUCUGCACUAACUGCAAUGUUAGUUCACAGUAAUAUUCCUGAAUUAUUUGUACAUUCAUAGUUUGCAGGAUUUGAGAAAAUACCUUUCACAGGUGGUAACAUAAAAAGAUUUCUACUAAAAUUGCAAAAAGCCACUGUUUCCUAGAAUACGAGAAAGACUGAAAUAUAAGUUGCAAUUUGCUUACUAUCCAUGGUCCAUUUUUGUGGUCACCUGACCUAACCCAUUUUCCUUCUUUGCAUCAUGGUUUAUGUUGUUCAGAAGUACCUCCCAAAAAAACAGGAAUCUGGUUUUUUUUGAAGUAUAGCUCUACAAAGCCUCAGUCACAGAUGACCACAGUUUGAGAAAAUUAUAUCUGCCAGUGCCAAGCUGUGUAUUUAUGUUCUCCUCUUCCAAAAGCAAAGGCUGACACCAGAACUUCCACAUGAACAGUUGUUAAAGCAUAGCAUAGAUCAUCUGUAGAUAACUUUGAAAACAAAGAUAUAUUGUGUAUAUUAAAUAAAAAAAUUCAAAUGCUGUCUCUGUUAAGUUUCCAUUAGGUAGAAAAAAUGUCAGUGUACAGUUAAAUUACUGGUAAUGUACUGGAAAAUAAGGGAAAGGGCUUGCAAUGACUAUUGGUUUUUACUGGUUUUGUUUAUGAAAAAUCUCAGUCUCUCAAAAAUAUGGACACAUUGACAGUUUUAUAAAUUAUGACAUUCUUCCCCCUCCUUUUGUCUGUUUGAUGUGGAAUAAAAUUACUGCUGAACUACAAUGAUGCACUUCCCCUCUCCCUCCGCCCCUCUACCCCACCCCUACCUUGCUAAAUUACCUAUUACUAUGAAUUAGAAAGCAACUAAUUCUUAGACAAAAAGGCACAGUACAAAAAUCCAAUCUCCAGUCUUACAGGUAGGGACACUCCAUUCCUGGAACAAGUUUAUAAACAUUUUAGUGACCAGGCAGGAGGCAGCUGUAGAUGGAGAAGAGCUGAUCAGCUGGGAGAGAUGACAGUGAGAAAAGUGGGGCUUUUCUGGCUCCCGUGAGGCACUGAGCAUACAAAUGUGGACAUUCACUCAAUCUUCUUCACCCUGGGUGUCCUGUAAGACCUGCUGCCAUCAGAUGGUAUCGGCACAGCAGAUAGCCUUGCAUAGUCUUUGGUGAAGGAAGCUAAGAUGCUGCACACAGCUGCCCGCCCGCAGUUGCUCCAGCUGCAAGAGACCAGGUGGAGUUGGGCAGGGCAGCCAAGAGACAGCCAUGGCUGACUGGCUGUCUGGCAGUGGUGGCUCUCUGCUCCCUGCUGCACACUGUGAUUUGGCCACUCCUUGUGCCAGCUCAGCAGCCACUUCAAAACCCAAGCUCCAAGUGGCAUUGCCAAGCCUGAUUUCAUAUGCAGCAGAGGUUCUGGGGAGAGAAACAGGUGUGGAGAUGAGGGGAAGUUUUAUUGCAAAAGGGAAAAGAAAUAUGAAGGGCUUGCCUAGGAGGAAGCAGACAGCAGCCAAAUACUGGUUGUCUAAAGGCUUUUGACUCAUCAGUAUCUUUGAUAUUUUGGUCUCAAACCAAGCCUCUGAUGGCCUCUGUGCAACAGUAUCUUGGUUUUCUCUAGACUUCUGUACCUGUGUCCAGUACUAACAGAAAAACUGCCAUACUUAAAUAGCCUGCAGUGAAAGGAAGUCAGAGUGAAGAGAAGCUCUGAAGGAUGUUCUCUGUUUUUAAAGGCACAAUACAUACUGGCAGUAUUACAGCUCUCACGCUGAUGUCUUUCUGCAGGACAGCAACAUGAAAAUAUUUGACAAACCGCCUGGAGGACACUGUUGCCCCAUUUCAGUUAACAUUCAUGAGCAUUAAGUACUUGGAUUGCAGAGUUCUUCCUUACAGCUUCAAAACAUGUGAGCCUUAUAACAUUGUUAGUAUUUACAACUAUGGUAAACAGAUAUGAAUGGGAUUUUUCUACUAAUAAGAUACAGUUUCUAAAACUCCAACAGCAACCAUCUCUUCCCAAAAAAGCAAAGAGCUUGAGGCCUUCACUCCCACUGCAAAAUCCACAUAUCCUUUUCUUUACAGUAGCUGCUCUUUGUUACAAUUACACGAGUUCAAAGCCAAGAGGGAUAGGAAUUUUAUUUCCAAACUUCUAAAAUAUUAAUACAAACAAUAGGAAGUACACAAAAUUAAAAACCUAUUUAAAAAGUUGUUCUUGUAAAAGUGCUCUAUCAAAAAAGUGAAGGCAAAUGACCAAGUACAUUUUAGUAAAUUCUGUGUAUUGCAAACCGUGACAACAAUGCAUGCAGUUAUCUUUGGGUGCUCAGAGAUUCUUAGUGUCUGUUUGGUAAUUUUAAAUACGUCAACAACAUUCCACUGCAGCAGUACUGUUACAAAGUAGAAGAAGGCUUACAGAUAAGAAGUAUUGCAAGAAACAUGAUUUAGGAAUCAGGCCUCUGUUACAUAUUGUGUUCAGCAGUUACUAAAAUGUGUCAUUAUGCACUGAGAUGCACUUGAAAAAAACCUAAAGUUGGUUCCAGGUCUUGCUAAUGGAAGCAAAAUGUCCUCUGAGGACAUUACUUCAGUUCCAACAGCAUUUAGCUUUAUGCUUUAAUUAUUCACUUUUAGGUUGUUUUAUAUUUUGGAAAAAAAAAUCCCCAUGAGUAGUUUUUGCUAGUAUUCUGGUGUUAUUGUUUAUCAAGAUGAGAGUAAGUAAUUUGAUUAAAAAUUCACAUGUUUUUCAUGUCUAAAAUGUAAACUUCUUAAGUAAUAUUUGUAUAGUUAGCAUACUGUAGUAAAAGUGGUGGUGAUUAUGAAGUUAAAAAACUUCAAGAACAUUACUAAAAUAUAGUGGAAUACAGAUUCACAAGAACA